GUGACAUCCUUAAAACCCUUAUUUUUUUAAAUCAACGUAAAGUUUUUGACUCGAGUCCAGUUUUCACGAAAUGUCUACUUUUCACGAAGUGCAUGUUAAAGACGAUCCCGAGCGAGUGGCGGGCGACGACGUUGAAGAGGUUGUCGGGGUGUGUGACGUGCCUGAGGGGCCCGGGGUCGAUGUGGAUGUUGGGCGUGGGACGGACAAAGACAACUCGGAGGAGGUUCCAAUUGACGUUCAUAGAGAGGCAGAGCAUGACCACGAAGCGUUGAGGGCAGAGAAGAGAGUGACCACUGACAUUGGGACGUCGAGGAAGAGGAAGACUACUAUGCAAGGUCUGUUGGAGACCGUGGCGACAAAGAAGCUAGUACGUCAGUCACACAUGGAAGACGCUUUCGAUCCCAAGUGGCAGCACGACUUGGACGUGUAUUUCCUGUGGUGGUUUUAUGUCAACAGCAUCCAGUUCCAUGCGGCGAGGUGGCCGGAGUACAAUACGUUCAGGCAGCACCUUGCGACAUGUCCCCCUCAAGUGCAUCCGUCCCUACCUAACCAUCGCCGCAUCUUCGGCGAUGGUGUUGUCCAACAGCACACAGCCAUUGCUAAGAUGUUGGUGGGACUGAGGAGAGAUGUUGUGGCGACAGGAGUCCAUCACCGAGCAUUGCUUUCCUUGAGGGGGCGCGGAGGACGGAUCACCAGAGGGAGUUGGCGGAGGAGUCUGAGAUUGUCUGACAUUUAUCUCAAACAGCAGGCGGAAUUGGACAGACAACUGUCUCAGGAUUUGAGGACAACUUUGAGGGAGUUCCACAAUUGGGAGGAUGAUUGCACGUAUGGAGGUCGCGACGGGGACAAAGAUGCGGAGGCUUGCAUGUGGGAGAAGGAGACAUCGACGGUUGGUCAGUGGUACAACAUCAGAGGCCGUCCAGUCGACAGCGGCAACGACAACGGCGAUAAAGGGUAUGAGGGCAGCAGCGAGUCCGAUGACAAUCAGGAUUUUGGUGGGGUCACGGAGGAUGAAGCACUGGGAGGCGAGGAUGACGGCAGAGGCUGCGGUAUUGCCGCACAAGUACAGGGUCAGCGACAUUCAGAGAGAUUGAGGGAGGCGAGAGAGCGUGGUACCGAGGGGGCAAGCAGGGGUGGUGGAGGUGGACGAUCGGGGCGACAGGAUCCUCGUUCCCCUAGUAGGGGGAGCUCCGUGGCUGACCACGACCAUUCUGCGUAUGCACGGGCCGAGACCACUGCGACCGGCUCGAUCGCUGAUUUUCUCAGCUUGUCGAUGGGUCCUCCCCCGACCCCCCAUGAUGAUGGAUGUGCCCCGGUUGCCGCGGAGGAGACACCUAUCAACGGUGGUGUCUCGAGUAGUUUGUUGAUGGAGGCAGCUCAGGGGAUGGAGAGUACGCCUGGAGGAAGCAUGCCGCGCAUGGGGGAUGACGUCGGGUGUACACCCAUUGAGGAGAUAUAUGUGGAGAUGGAUGUAGACAGGAGGGACCGAGAGGAAAGAGAGCGAGCGCAUGCGCUUGCUCAGUGCUGCCCUGUGACUUCCCCGCGCGCAGUGCUCCCCAACCACUGCAAGAUUGCGAGUAUGCGGGCGGUGGAGACCCACCGUGCGGAGUUGGCGGAGGAGUUGGAGGAGGUGAGGCAGCCAUUCCAGGUGACUGGUGCCACCCUCCUCUCCGAUGGGAGGAAAUCACGAGACGGGAGACCGAUCGUGAAUUUCCCUGCUGCUGGCUUUCGAGGGGUCGUUGUGUACAUGACGAUCAAUCGAGAGGGCGAGGCGGACGAUGCAGUGCACGUCCUUCGGAGAUGGGUUACCAUCUUCCACGAGUUCAGCUUCGGCGGGCCGCAGUGGAUCAAUGCGAUAUGCACAGACUCCGCUUCUGCCUAUGUGGGGGCUGCGAGGGCAUUGACCUCGUCGUCCAUACCUCCUGCACUGAGGAGGAUCACUUGGCUCCCGUGCUCCGUCCAUGUCUGCAACAAAUUGUUGUCAGACAUGGGGAUGAGUUGCAACGCGUUUGUGGACGUGAUCACACACGCUCGUGUGCUGGUGGUGUUUUUCAAAACCCACCAGGACGCCCUUCAUUUUUUUAGGACGCGCAACCCCGACAAAGGGCUUAUUAUUUCUUGCGAGAUGCGGUUCGCGUCUGUUUACUCCAUGCUGGAGAGGCUGUUGGCCUUGCAGGACACUCUGCAGGACAUGAUGCGAGGGGACGACGCGCGGGCUUUUGCUUCCAUCCCGUGGUCCGCCGAUGUGUGCGUCAUGGCGCGUUGGGUGCGCCGACAGAUCAGAUGGGAUCCAUGGUGGCAGAGGGUGGCCACCAUCGUCCAUAUCAUGCAGCCCGUCAUGGAGUUGCUCAGGCGGAUGGAUCGUGGAGGACAGUACAUGUCCCUCAUGAUCGAGUGGACGCAGGAUCUUGUCCGUCGUGUCACGGACGCAUGCACCCCUUUGGGGAAGUCGUUCGUCGAGCGGAUCAUCAGGUGUGUGCAGGAUCGCACACAUCACAUGCUCGAGCCGGCUCACUACGCAGGGUUCUUACUGAACCCCCACAGGCGACACGUUCGCUACUUUUCGGGGCAGGUAGAGCGGUACGAUGCUUGGCUUGUGGGGCAAGCCAAGAGGUACAUUCUGACGCAGACGGGAUUCGAGUUGGAGGGUGCAGAGUGCAUCCUUGCAUGUCGGCAGUUUGAGGACUUCCACAUUCAGCAGGGCAGGUUCGGGGAUUGGGGCGGGACGGAGGGAUUUGCUCGUGGGCGCGCGUGCAACGGCGACAACAAGACGAUUAAGUGCGCGUCUUGGUGGUCUCAGUUCGGGUCGGGCGCGCCAAAGUUGCAGCGUUGCGCUCUUUGGGUGAUGCACAUGUGGUCUUGCGCCUCUCCAACGGAGAGGAACUGGGCAGUCCACGAAGGCAUUCACACGAAGAAGCGCAACCAGUUGGCCUUCGAGAAGGUCGUACAACUCGUUGAGAUCACCACAAAUGUGCGGUUGACUGAGUAUCGGCGGGCUGGAUGCGAGGCGCAGGCGACGACCCCCACUCCGACGAGGCAGGAUUCGUCCAUGCCACCACCUCCGGCUCCGAGUCCUGCACCACCAUCGCCCGUCUCGCCACUUCAGCCGGACAGGGAGGAGUUGGGGUCCUCUUUGCCUCAGCGCGGCCUUCUCCACAGAGGCGGCGUAGUCCGCCAGCUUAGGUUACGAUCACCUUCCCCGGGGAUAUUGGAGGAGGAGGGGGCACCUUCGGCAGCAUUAGUGGAGAGUUCAGUGGCACCAGCGGUGGUGUCGGACGCGACGAUCGCAGCCGCGGUGGAGGAGAUAGCAGCAGCAGCAGCAGCAUCAGUGCUGGAGGAGAUGGCAGCAUCAAUGCUGGAGGAGGAUCCACCAGCGGCAGGAGGAGGUGCAGCAGUGGAGGGGCAGGUGGCAGCAGCAGGAGGAGCAGGUGGAGGAGCAGCGGCAGUGGAGGUUGCUGUGUAACCGUUUGAACGCCGUGACCGCGCGUUCGCGUUCAAAUGUGCAUUUGCACGUUCGCAUUCAAAAUUGA
Messenger RNA from Chara braunii, 3530 nucleotides. The record is from the annotation of a GenBank genome assembly. Lineage: Eukaryota; Viridiplantae; Streptophyta; Charophyceae; Charales; Characeae.